AUGUCAGACAGUCAUUCACUAAUGUUCAAUACUCUUAAAAGAAAUAGAUUAACAUCUCCCAGCAGCAAUUUGAAAUAUUCAAAUUUUAAAGACACAUGUUGCACUCCAAUAUUUCUGCAUAGCAGAUGCAAUGAGUCAGUAAAAGAUCCUGAUGUAGAACAUAAAGCAGCACUGAGUGUAACGAGUUUAUCAUUGCUACAAGAGCAUUCUGAGCACAUUCAUCCAAGUGCCCUCUUUCCUGUGUUGUCAUCUGUUGAAAAUGAAAUGAAUUCUAUCUCCUUAUCAGAAAGAAGAGAGGCAAAUAGAAGUGCAGAUUUUUUUGAAACUCCUAAAGUGAGUAGAAAAGGCUCCUCACUACGCAGGAGACUGCUUUUAUCUAAGACUGUUCCAGCUGGCACAACUGCAGGAUGCUGUGAAAGACAGCCUGGUUCUUCAGGAAGCAUCAGGAAAAAAAUAUUCUCUUGCAUUUUGAGCUCUGAAGAAAGAGUUUCACAAGCUGCUUCAGAUUCUCCAAGAGAUAAAAGUCACAAACCUCUGACAGCUAGCGCUUCAAAAACCGAGGACUCCAAUCCUGAUUGCCCAAAACGGAGACUUUCCUUUUCACAACAAAGGACUUCUACACUAGAUGAGUCCAAAUGUAAGGACUCCUUAUUGCUAGAACCAGAAUGUUUAUCUCCAAUUCAGUGUAAGAACGUUAUUGCUAGUAACACUAAUGAAUUAAAUGGAAGUGUCCUUGCGAGUGAUGGGUUGCUUAGGACUUCUAGUUACAAUGUGUUACCUGAGACCAAUGAGGGUAAGUUCCUGACUUCUGUCAACAGUCUUGUAGAGAGCUUUAACUUUGAACUAAGUGAAAUAAACUCUCCCCCUGUCAAGCUGGCAAGUUACCCAGAUCUUUCAAUACCUGAGGACAGUGGAUAUAAUUCACUUCAUCUGGACAAAUCAGGAGACUCAUCAUCUGAUCAUGAGGGAUCUUUCCGAGAGUUCUUCCAAAAACAUAAAGAAGGUUCCAAAAUUCUGGAUAGUAAAAGACAGACAAGAAAACUUGAAAAAGUUAGAAAGUUAUCCACUCUUCAGGAACAAGGCUCACAGUCAGAGACAGAAGAUCAUCACAGCAGUCCUUCUACUUCAGCAUGUAUGUUAACAGAAGAAAGAAACUUUGACAGUGAAGACCCUGCAUUAGUUUUAGAAGAACAUCCUAGUGGUGACCUAGUUGUAAGUCAUGGAGAUCUUUCAAGAACUCCAGCUCUGAAAAUAGUUCAUGAAAUUUGCUUGCAAAGACAAAGAUCAGACCAAACUCAAAUAUCACAGAAUAUUGGUGGAACAGAAAUAUUUGCAUUAGAACAUGUUCUUGCUGGACUUAUUGGCAAGAAAAUGGGCCUUGAAAAAUUAGAUAUUUUAACAGAAUUAAAAUACAGAAACUUAACACAUGUUCUUGCUAUAGUUUUAGGUGCUUUAACAGUGGAAAGUCUGUGCAGCAUUUGGAAAGUGAGCAAAAACUGGCGUGAAAUCAUUGUGCAAGAUAAAAGUGCAGAUAAGAGGAGAAAGUUGUACAUAAAACAACUGAAAGAAGAAGCUGGGGAAUAUUUAUUGAAAGCUGAAGAUGCUGCCACAAGACUUAAUGUUCUCAAUAGAUCUGCUCUAAGGCCUGUUCAAGCUCAAGCCAGAACUUCUGUAGUGCAAACACCAGCUUCAUACACUGAACUUGCACCCAGGAGAUGCCGUUCUGUUCCCCAUUCAACUUGUAGACAGGAAGAAUACGUAAAAGUUGCUAAAACUCUGUUCACUGAUGAAGCUCUAAAACCCUGUCCAAGAUGUCAAUAUCCUGCUAAAUACCAAUUGGUAAAGAAACGGGGACUAUGUAGCAGAGGGGCAUGUGCAUUUGAGUUCUGUAUUUUAUGUCUGCAUGCUUUCCAUGGGUCAAAAGAAUGUAGCAGUUUGUCUGCAAAAUGGAAGAACAAAAAAGAUGCUCCUCCAGGAAGUGCCCAAAGCAAAAGAAAUUUAAAAAGACUCUAA
Molecule: messenger RNA, 2013 nt
Organism: Chroicocephalus ridibundus (black-headed gull)
Lineage: Eukaryota; Metazoa; Chordata; Aves; Charadriiformes; Laridae
Gene: FBXO43
Product: F-box protein 43
Exons: 4
Coding region: 1-2013 (670 amino acids)
Biological process (GO): regulation of mitotic nuclear division; negative regulation of meiotic nuclear division
Cellular component (GO): nucleus
Molecular function (GO): zinc ion binding
Source: RefSeq, a predicted model, not a curated record